This is a messenger RNA of Cooperia oncophora, 468 nucleotides long. The record is from the annotation of a GenBank genome assembly. Lineage: Eukaryota; Metazoa; Nematoda; Chromadorea; Rhabditida; Trichostrongylidae.
GAAGCCAAUCAUAAUUUAACCUCAGAUACGUUUGAAACAUGCUCCCCACAGAGUGUUAACUCUUUACAGGUUGUCGUGAAAUCCAACUUCAAACCGUCACUGUUGGCCCAGAAGAUUGAGGUUCGGAUUCCUACACCACCAAACACGUCAGGAGUUCAGUUGAUUUGUAUGAAAGGCAAAGCGAAGUAUAAAGCAGGCGAAAACGCUAUAGUUUGGAAGAUCAAACGAAUGGGAGGGAUGAAAGAAAGUCAAAUUUCUGCUGAAAUCGAUCUCUUGCCUACGGGUUCCGAGAAGAAGAAGUGGAAUCGUCCUCCUGUCAGCAUGAGUUUUGAGGUGCCAUUCGCUCCUUCUGGCUUGAAAGUGCGCUAUCUGAAGGUGUUUGAGCCAAAAUUAAAUUAUUCAGAUCAUGACGUAAUUAAAUGGGUGCGAUAUAUCGGUCGUAGUGGUCUCUAUGAAACACGAUGCUAA